Molecule: messenger RNA, 1920 nt
Organism: Trichomonas vaginalis G3
Lineage: Eukaryota; Parabasalia; Trichomonadida; Trichomonadidae
Product: regulation of choline O-acetyltransferase protein
Exons: 1
Coding region: 1-1920 (639 amino acids)
Biological process (GO): proteolysis; cell adhesion
Cellular component (GO): membrane; cytoplasm
Molecular function (GO): metalloendopeptidase activity
Source: RefSeq, a predicted model, not a curated record
AUGUUUUUCUUGUUUGUUCUAGCGAAUUCACACGCAUUUCAAUGUAUGCAUAAUGAAAAUGAGUACUGGCUUGUUCCCAAAAUAGAUCUUGCUUCAAUAAAGCAUCAAAAGAGAAAAUUAACAGAAUCUUCAUGGCGAAACAUUCGUAUUAAAAUCGUCACAGACUUUAUCACAUGGGAACUCGAUGAUGAAUUUAAAUGUAAGACCGUUGGGCAAACAAUUUCAUGGGAGCGUGGGACACAUCUAUGUACGGAAGAUGAUUUUUUAAAUGCUUCACGAAGAGCGAAUCUUUUAAGGACAUUGGAUAAUGUUAGAAUAUAUAUAGAGAAGUUACUCAAAGUGAUACCCGUUACAGGAUCGAUUACUAUGGAUUCGGCUGGUUCAUAUACUUUUACGUAUUCUCCAUUGAAAAGUUAUACAGGCUAUGAUUUAAUAUUACCAGUCGUUCUUAAGAAUUUCGGUGGUGAUAGUCCUCUUGCAAUGGCUGGUCCAACUGGUUAUGAAAGAACAUACAAGCGUCCAAUUAGUGGAAUUAUAUACUUAAAUACAAAGAAAAUUCCAGAUAAUACACAAAGUGAGUCAACAUGGCAACGUUGGUACUUCCAAGUUUUAAUUCAUGAAAUUUGUCAUGCACUUGGUGUUACUGGUUCAAUGUUUUCUUGGUAUCAUCCUUAUGAGAACUCACAACCAUAUAACAAUCCAACAUGUCAACUUACAAUACACAAGAAGUCUUUCACAUUCUUAACAACUCCUUAUUCUCACAUCUUCGCGAAGAAACGAUAUGGUGUUGAAACAUUCUCAAAUGGAACUCACAGUUGUCCAUCAGGUAUCGAAAUUGAAGACGGUGGUGGUGAAGGCACAUCUGGUUCCCACCUUGAAGGACGUGUUUUUUACUCAGAUUUAAUGACGGGAACUGUGAUGUCUGAUGCAUCAGGGCCAUUUCAACGACUUACAGAUGCAGUGAUGGCAAUAUUACAAGAUACAGGAAAUUACAAGUGUGAUUGGAAAUAUGCACAACCACUUGUAUGGGGUAAUCCAGAAUCAACAAUUGGUGGCCAACCAAUCAAUGACUUUGCAACAGGUGUUCCGUCUAAAGUUUUCCCCGAUCACUACAUGAAGAAACCAACCGGUGACAAUCUUGGUGGAACGGGUUUUGACUUCAAAACAUGGGGGAGUUCGUCGAGUGUUGUGAAAGACUCUGAGAUUUCAUGUCCAAGUAAUGACAUUAAAUAUCAGCAAUAUUGUGGUCCGGCUCGUUAUGAAUUUUAUAAUCCAUCAAAAGCUGAUUUGCCUGCAAAGAGAUAUCUUUAUGACUAUAUAAAUGUUGCAUAUCCCCAAGAUAGCUGUCCUGAUGGUCAAGCAAUUUUGCCUGGAGCCACUCAAUUUAGCAAUGUUUUUGAAUUAUGUGCUCCAUACAAAUGUAAUAAAUAUGAUAGCUUUACACUGAACGUAACAACUCUCGGAAAAACAACUAUUAUAGAAUGUAAUAAGAGCAAUGUUGGUGCAGCUUUUUCUUACGAAGUGCCUUCCUCAUUUAUUUCAUAUCCAAGAACAGCAUAUUGUGUUCAUCCAGAAAUAUUCUGCAGAUCAGUUAAACUUAAUGAAAUGAAUUUUGUUGCAGAUCCAUUCGAUCCAAACACAGUCCAACUUCAAGAUCCAUAUAAAACGCCAUCUCCAACACCAAAUACACCUGCGCUGAGCUCCCAAAUAGAACCAACACCUGAUCCAAAUGAACCAAGUGAAUCCGAUGAUUCUAAGUCAGAUUCAGGUAAGAAAGGACUCUCAACCAAGAUGUGGAUCAUCAUUGGUGCAUCGGUUGGGGCUGUUAUUCUGAUAAUCCUUAUUGUAACCAUUAUUGUGUGCAAGGUCAAAGGUAGUAAAGAGACGUCCAGUGAUCAUGAUCAAGAUUUAUUUGUUUGA